CCCCUCGCCGGUCCACCCCCUUCACGGAGCAUGCGCUGUCCUCCCUCUGUCCCGCCCCUCCCCUCCAGAGCCCCCGGUUCCUUAGAAACCAGGCGGCGUGUUCACGGUGUCCGGGCGCUAGAUUACGGUGCCUGCUCAUCCCGGCCAGUCUCCUUCAAGGCUGACGGGUGUCCUUCGAGACCCGACCGGACCCAUGGUGUCGGCUGCGGCGCGGAGCGGGCGAUGCCAGCGUGCCAGGAGCCAUGCUUGACCAGGAUGCUGGGACGAUUGGCUCCAUGCUGGAGGCCCUUGUGAGGAGAUGAGACGGUGAGCAGAGGCUGGAAUGAAGAUGCUGCCAGGAGUAGGUGUGUUUGGGACUGGCAGCUCAGCCCGGGUCCUGGUCCCACUGCUAAGAGCAGAAGGGUUCACUGUGGAGGCCCUGUGGGGGAAGACAGAGGAGGAGGCGAAGCAGCUUGCCAAGGAGAUGGACAUCACCUUCUACACUAGCCGCACUGAUGAUGUGUUGCUGCAUCAGGAUGUGGACCUGGUGUGCAUCAACAUCCCCCCUCCGCUCACUCGGCAGAUAUGUGUGAAAGCUCUAGGUAUUGGGAAGAAUGUGGUCUGUGAGAAAGCAGCGACAUCGGUGGAUGCCUUCCGGAUGGUGACAGCCUCACGCUACUACCCACAGCUCAUGAGCCUGGUGGGAAAUGUGCUGCGCUUCCUGCCUGCCUUCGUGCGUAUGAAGCAGCUGAUUGCAGAGCAUUAUGUAGGCGCAGUGAUGAUCUGUGAUGCCCGCAUCUACUCAGGCAGCCUGCUCAGCCCAAGCUAUGGCUGGAUCUGUGACGAGCUCAUGGGUGGCGGGGGCCUGCACACCAUGGGCACCUACAUCGUGGACCUGCUGACCCACCUGACUGGCAGGAGAGCUGAGAAGGUCCAUGGGCUGCUCAAGACCUUCGUGAGGCAGAAUGCUGCCAUCCGUGGCAUCCGGCAUGUCACCAGCGAUGACUUCUGUUUCUUCCAAAUGCUCAUGGGUGGAGGAGUAUGCAGCACAGUGACGCUUAACUUCAACAUGCCAGGUGCCUUCGUGCAUGAAGUCAUGGUGGUGGGCUCUGCAGGGCGCCUUGUCGCCCGUGGAGCUGACCUCUAUGGGCAAAAGAACUCUGCCACACAAGAGGAACUGCUAGUGAGAGACUCACUGGCCAUGGGUGCAGGGCUGCCUGAGCAGGGGCUCCAGGAUGUCCCCCUGCUCUACCUGAAGGGCAUGGUCUACAUGGUGCAGGCCUUGCGCCAAUCCUUCCAGGGCCAGGGGGACCGUCGCACCUGGGACCGUACCCCUGUCUCCAUGGCUGCCUCAUUCGAGGAUGGGCUCUACAUGCAGAGUGUGGUGGAUGCCAUAAAAAGGUCAAGCCGUUCAGGGGAGUGGGAGACCGUAGAGGUUCUGACAGAGGAGCCUGAUGCCAACCAGAACCUGUGUGAGGCUCUUCAGCGGAAUAAUCUAUGAGCCUGCAGAUGGGCUCCC
Fukomys damarensis (Damara mole-rat) is the source of this 1498-nucleotide messenger RNA. RefSeq names its product glucose-fructose oxidoreductase domain containing 2 (gene Gfod2). Gene Ontology annotation, cellular component: extracellular matrix. Gene Ontology annotation, molecular function: nucleotide binding. The transcript has 3 exons. The record is from RefSeq and is a predicted model, not a curated record. Bases 323 to 1480 code for a protein of 385 amino acids. NCBI's taxonomy places the organism in Eukaryota, Metazoa, Chordata, Mammalia, Rodentia, Bathyergidae. Gene Ontology annotation, biological process: extracellular matrix organization.